AUGGGCUUAAGCUUUUUCAUCCAAUGCGCUUGCUUAGUGUCGUUGCUUGUAUCCCUUACCCUAGUUCAUGCUCAGAGAAGGGUUUUUGAUGUGACAAAUUACGGUGCUCGUGGAGAUGGAAGAACAGAUAACAGCAAGGCCUUCAUUAAUGCAUGGAAUGGAGCUUGUCAGAACAUUGGAGGAGGUAUGGUGCUGUUUCCAAGAGGCACAUUUGUGGUGGCUCCGGUGGUUCUUAAAGGUCGAUGCAAGGGACCAAUGGAGUUUGAAAUUCAGGGUACCCUACAGGCUUCUAAGGAGGUCAAAGAUUUCAUUGAUAUUGACCAUUGGAUCACCAUACAAUACGUUGACGGCUUGAACAUUAGUGGUGGUGGAACCCUAGAUGGCCUCGGAGCCGAUGGUUGGGGAUAUAAUGACUGCCUAAAAAACCCAGGCCGUUGCAAGCAACUCCCUGCUACACUGCGGUUGGAUUUUGUCACCAAAGGUUACAUAAGCAACAUAACAUCGAUCAACAGCAAAAACACCCACAUCAAUCUUUUUGCAUGCAAGGACGUACUUAUUCGCAACGUCAAGAUAUCAGCUCCCGAUGAGAGUCCCAACACCGAUGGAAUCCACAUUGGCACCUCACAGAACAUCUAUAUCGUAGACUCGCAGAUAUCCACCGGUGACGAUUGUGUCUCCGUCCUCCCCGGAUCACAAUACAUCAAUGUCACCGGUGUCCAGUGCGGUCCAGGCCAUGGAAUUAGCAUUGGAAGUCUCGGCAGAGGUGAUGGUGACUCCGUUAAUGACAUGUAUGUAUCUAACUGCAGAUUUGAGAGUACUCAAAAUGGUGUGAGAAUCAAAACAUGGGCUGUGGAUUCUAAACCUGGAACUGUAUCACGUGUUGCCUUUGAGAACAUUGAAAUGGAUAAUGUGGAGAAUCCCAUCAUUAUUGAUCAAGAAUAUUGCCCUGGUGGUGGUUGUAAUACACAGUCAUCCUCCGAAGUUCAGAUUAGUGAUGUAAAGUUUAAUGGCAUUAGAGGCACUUCCGCUACAAAGGAAGCAAUUAUUCUCAAAUGCAGCCGAAGUAAACCUUGCCAAAAUAUCGAGCUGAAGGACAUUGACCUAACCUUCCGAGGACCUGGAGGACCGGCGGUUUCAUUGUGCAAUAAUGUAGAAGGCAGAGCUUACGGCCUACAAAAGCCCACAUCUAAAUUGGAUACACCGCGAGUAGCUGCUUACAAUGAAAUAGAGUAUGAUAACUUAGAAGGCAGAGCUUAUGGUCUACAGAACCCCUCCUGGAAUCUAAACACGGUGCAGGUAUCCCCUGACGGCGAAAUAGAGGAUCCUAUAUAG
Messenger RNA from Rosa rugosa (rugosa rose), 1332 nucleotides. Its product is annotated as exopolygalacturonase-like. The transcript is spliced from 4 exons. Gene Ontology annotation, biological process: carbohydrate metabolic process. The coding region runs from base 1 to 1332 and encodes 443 amino acids. Lineage: Eukaryota; Viridiplantae; Streptophyta; Magnoliopsida; Rosales; Rosaceae. Gene Ontology annotation, molecular function: polygalacturonase activity. The record is from RefSeq and is a predicted model, not a curated record.